Molecule: messenger RNA, 576 nt
Organism: Trichomonas vaginalis G3
Lineage: Eukaryota; Parabasalia; Trichomonadida; Trichomonadidae
Product: retrograde vesicle-mediated transport, Golgi to ER
Exons: 1
Coding region: 1-576 (191 amino acids)
Molecular function (GO): GTP binding; GTPase activity
Source: RefSeq, a predicted model, not a curated record
AUGUACAAAGUAGUUUUCUUAGGAAACUCAAACGUUGGAAAAACAUCAUUACUCACUCGUAUUAUUCAAGGGGAAUUUAAUAAAUACACAGUUUCCACUGCAGGUGCUGCAAUGCAAAAUUAUCAUUAUGAAAUUGAAGGGAAAUCUUUGGAUUUUCAAAUAUGGGAUACAGCCGGCCAAGAAGCCUAUAAAUCUUUAGCAGCUAAUUAUUUACGCGAUGCCACAUUUGCAAUAGUUGUUUAUAGUAUUAUUGAUAGAACCUCAUUCGAUGAGUUGGAAUCGUGGAUUAAAAUGAUUCAUGAUUCAGAUCCAAACAUUCAAUAUUUACUUGUUGGAAAUAAAACUGACCUUGAAAAAGAACGUCAAGUUACCAUGAACGAAGCCUUAAAUAAGUGCGAGAAAUUACAUGCAAUUUCUGUAAUUGAAGUUAGCGCUCUUACAGGUUAUUCAAUCCCAAAUAUUUUUGAAACAAUUGCAGAGCAAGAAUUACAGCCAAUUAAUCAAACCAGUGGAUCUAUUACUAUAAAGGCAGAGAAAAGCGAAGACCCAUGGAAGAAAAAUAAAAAUUGUUGCUGA